Molecule: messenger RNA, 717 nt
Organism: Microthlaspi erraticum
Lineage: Eukaryota; Viridiplantae; Streptophyta; Magnoliopsida; Brassicales; Brassicaceae
Source: the annotation of a GenBank genome assembly
AUGAUCCGAUCGGCGAGACCAAAAUUGACGAUCGAUUCACUGAGUUACAAUCUUCUCCAGAGAUGUUACGCUAGUGGAACCCCAAAGGGAAAAUCCAAGCUGAAGACAAGGCAAGCGUUGAAGCGCUUCAAUAAAGGCGGCGGUGGAAAUGGAGAGGAGGCGGGUAAGGGAAGAGGAAGAAACUCCGAUGAGAAGCAGAAGCUAUACGAUCAAUGCAUAAACGCUCCUUGCCCUGUUCGCUACCUGAAGCCGAAGGAGAGAGAGCGAGAGGCGAUGCGAGAGAAGCUCGGGCUAAUCAGCAAGGCGAGGCAGCGAGAGAUCGAGAUCCAGAAGAAAUCCGGAAAUUUCUCAGCGAAAGUCUCCGACGAACCGAUGAGGAUCGGGGCUCCGGGAUUGGAUUACAUUUCGUUGGGGAUUUUCACGGAGGACGAGUUGCCGAAGUACAAGGUGACGGUGGAGGACGGGAAGAGACUCGCGAAGGAGUAUAGUAGAGUGCUUAUGAGAGAGCACAGAGCGAAACAAGUGGCGGAGAAGAAUCUGAUGAAAUUGCAGGAGGCGGCGGUGGAGGCAUUGCCGGAGGGUCUGAAGAUGGCGGAUUUGACUCCGUUUCCGGCGAUUCGGGGUGCGGCUACUCUCACACCGCCUAUUGAAGGGUAUCUCGAGAAGAUUAUGAAUGCAGCUAAGAGGAGGAACUCAGGUAAAGAAAAGUUGAGAUGA